AUGGCGGGGGCCCUGCUGCCCCUGCUCCUGCGGCUGGGGACCCUGGCGCUGGCCGUGGGCGCGGGAGGUGGGGCCGUCCCCAGGGAGCCCCCCAGGCCUGCUGACACCCACACCCACCAGCAGCAGGCACCUGCCCACUCCUCAGCCCCUGCUGGCAGCCCCCAGGAGCAGGGGCACCCCCUUCGAGAGUGGCUUGGGCGGCUGGAGGCUGCGGUGAUGGAGCUCAGACAGCAGAAUGAGGACCUGAAGGCGAGGGUGCAGCGGCUGGAGGCCUGCGAGUGCCGCCCCGCCUCUCCUCAGUGCUGGGGGCUGGGGCGUGCCUGGCCUGAGGGUGCCCGCUGGGAGCCUGACGCCUGCACGGCCUGCACCUGCCAGGAUGGGGCCGCGCGCUGUGGCCCCCAGACCCACCUGCCCCACUGCCGGGGCUGCAGCCACAGUGGUCAGACCUAUGGCAAUGGGGAGACCUUCUCCCCAGACGCCUGCACCACCUGCCGCUGCCUGGCAGGGACCGUGCGGUGCCAGGGGCCCUCAUGCUCAGAGCUCAACUGCCUGGAGAGCUAUACUCCACCUGGGGAGUGCUGCCCCAUCUGCUGCACAGAAGGGGGCUCUCACUGGGAGCACGGCCAAGAGUGGACCGCACCUGGGGACCCCUGCCAGAUCUGCCGGUGCCUGGAGGGCCACAUCCAGUGCCGCCAGCGGGAAUGCACCAGCCUGUGCCCGUAUCCUGCCCGGCCCCUCCCGGGCACCUGCUGCCCCGUGUGUGAUGGCUGCUUCCUAAACGGGCGGGAGCACCGCAGCGGGGAGCCCGUGGGCUCCGGGGACCCCUGCUCCCACUGCCGCUGUGCUAACGGGAGUGUCCAGUGUGAGCCUCUGCCCUGCCCGCCCGUGCCCUGCAGACACCCAGGCAGGAUCCCUGGGCAGUGCUGCCCAGUCUGUGACGGCUGUGAGUACCAGGGACACCAGUAUCAAAGCCAGGAGACCUUCAGACUCCAAGAGAGUGGCCGCUGCGUCCGCUGCUCCUGCCAGGCUGGCGAGGUGUCCUGUGAGGAGCAGGAGUGCCCACUCGCCCCCUGUGCCCCGCCUGCCUCCGGCCCCCAGCUCUGCCCAGCCUGCGUGCUGGAUGGAGAGGAGUUUGCCGAGGGCGUCCAGUGGGAGCCUGAUGGUCAGCCCUGCACCGCCUGCUCCUGUCAAGAUGGGGCGCCCAUGUGUGGAGCUGUGCUCUGCCCCCCAGCCCCCUGCCAGCACCCCACCCAGCCCCCUGGUGCCUGCUGUCCCAGCUGUGAGAGCUGCACCUACCACGGCAGAGUGUAUGCCAAUGGGCAGAACUUCACGGACGCAGACAGCCCUUGCCACACCUGCCGCUGUGAGGAUGGGACUGUGAGGUGCUCCUUGGUCGACUGCCCUCCCACGACCUGUGCCAGGCCCCAGAGUGGACCCGGCCAGUGCUGCCCCAGGUGCCCAGACUGCAUCCUGGAGAAACAGGUGUUUGUGGACGGCGAGAGGUUCUCUCACCCCGGAGACCCCUGCCAAGAGUGCCAGUGCCAGGACGGCCAUGCCCACUGCCAGCGUCGCACCUGCCCUAGGCCCCCCUGUGCCCACCCGCUGCCUGGGACCUGCUGCCAGAACGACUGCAGUGGCUGUGCCUUCGGUGGGAAAGAGUACCCCAACGGAGCGGACUUCCCCCACCCCACUGACCCCUGCCGUCUGUGUCGCUGUCUGAGCGGCAACGCGCAGUGCCUGGCCCGCCGCUGCCCGCCGCUGCCCUGUCCCGAGCCGGUCCUGCUGCCGGGAGAGUGCUGCCCGCAGUGCCCGGCCGUUCCUGCCGCCAGCUGCCCGCGGCCGGGUGGCGCGGUCCCCGCCCGCCACCAGGAGCACUUCUCCCCGUCCGGCGACCCUUGCCGCCGCUGUCUCUGUCUCCACGGCGCCGUGUCCUGCCAGAGGCUGCCCUGCCCGCCCGCGCCCUGCGCCCACCCGCGCCAGGGGCCCUGCUGCCCCUCCUGCGACGGCUGCCUGUACCGGGGGAAGGAGUUUGCCAGCGGGGAGCGCUUCCCCUCGCCCGCCGCCGCGUGCCACGUCUGCCUCUGCUGGGAGGGCGGCGUGAGCUGCGAGCGCAGGGCUUGUGCCCCCGCGCAGUGCCCCUUCCCCACCAGGGGCGACUGCUGCCCAUCCUGUGACGGCUGUGAGUACCUGGGGGAGUCCUACCUGAGCAGCCAGGAGUUCCUGGAUCCCCGAGAACCCUGCAACCUGUGUACCUGCCUUGGAGGCUUUGUGACCUGUAGCCACAGGCCCUGUGAGCCUCUGGGCUGCAGCCACCCCCUCACCCCGUCUGGGCACUGCUGCCCCACCUGCCAGGGAUGCCUGUACCACGGCGUCACCGCUGCCCCCGGAGAGACCCUCCCUGACCCACUUGACCCUGCCUGCUCCCUCUGUACCUGCCAGGAAGGUUCCAUGCACUGCCAGAAGAAGCCAUGUCCCCCAGCUCUCUGCCCCCACCCCUCUCCAGGCCCCUGCUUCUGCCCUGUGUGCCACAGCUGCCUCUCUCAGGGCCGGGAGCACCAGGACGGGGAAGAGUUCGAGGGACCUGCAGGCAGCUGUGAGCAGUGUCGCUGUCAGGCCGGCCAGGUCAGCUGUGUGCGGCUGCGGUGCCCACCCCUGCCCUGCCCGCUGCAGGUCACAGAGCAGGGGAACUGCUGCCCUCGCUGCAGAGGCUGUCUGGCUCAUGGCGACGAGCACCCUGAAGGCAGUAGCUGGGUGCCCCCCGACAGCCCCUGCUCCUCCUGCGUAUGUCACCAGGGCGUUGUCACCUGUGCCCGCGUCCAGUGUGUCAGCUUCUGUGCCCAGCCCCAUCAGGGGCCUGGUGACUGCUGCCCUCGAUGCUCUGACUGCGAGCACGAGGGGCGGAAGUAUGAGCCCGGGGAGAGCUUCCAGCCUGGGGCGGACCCCUGUGAAGUGUGCAUCUGUGAGCCGCAGCCUGAGGGGCCGCCCAGCCUUCGCUGUCACCGGCGUCAGUGUCCCAGCCUGGUGGGCUGCCCCCCAAGCCAGCUCGUGCCCCCUGGCCCCCAGCACUGCUGCCCCACGUGUGCUCAGGCUCUGAGAAACUGCUCAGAGGGCCCACUGGGGUCUGAGCUGGUCCCGCCAGACCCCUGCUACACGUGCCAGUGCCAGGACCUGACAUGGCUCUGCAUUCAGCGGCCCUGUCCUGAGCUCAGCUGUCCCCUGCAGGAGCGCCACACCCCCCCUGGGAGCUGCUGCCCCAUGUGCCGGGCCCCCACCCAGUCGUGCGUGCAUCAGGGCCGAGAGGUGGCCUCUGGGGAGCGCUGGGCGGUGGACGCCUGCAGCAGCUGUUCCUGCGUGGCCGGCACUGUGCGCUGCCAAAGCCAGCGCUGCCGGCUGCUCUCGUGUGGCCCCGACGAGGCCCCUGCCCUGAGUCCCGGCAGCUGCUGCCCCCGCUGUCUGCCCCGGCCGGCUUCCUGCAUGGCCUUCGGAGACCCGCAUUACCGCACCUUCGACGGCCGCCUGGUGCACUUCCAGGGCAGCUGCAGCUACGUGCUGGCCAAGGACUGCCAAGGCGGGGACUUCAGCGUGCAUGUGACCAACGAUGACCGAGGCCGGAUCAGUGUGGCCUGGACCCAGGAGGUGGCGGUGCUGCUGGGAGACGUGGUGGUGCGGCUGUUGCAGGGCAAGGCGGUCACGGUGGAUGGGCUCCGGGUGGCCUUGCCCUUCCUGCAGGAGCCGCUGCUGUACGUGGAGCUGCGGGGACGCACCGUGAUCCUGCAUGCCCAGCCCGGGCUCCAGGUGCUGUGGGAUGGGCAGUCCCAGGUGGAGGUGAGCGUGCCCGGCUCCUACCGGGGCCAGACGUGUGGGCUCUGUGGGAACUUCAAUGGCUUUGCCCAGGAUGAUUUGCAGGGCCCUGAGGGGCUGCUCCUGCCCACGGAGGCUGCGUUUGGGAACAGCUGGCAGGUCCCAGAGGGGCCAGGCCCUAGCCGGCCCUGUUCCGCGGGCCAAGAGGUGGAUCCAUGCCGGACAGCAGGUUACCGUGCCAGGCGUGAGGCCAAUGCCCGGUGUGGGGUGCUGAAGUCCUCCCCAUUCAGUCGCUGCCACGCUGUGGUGCCAGCAGAGCCCUUCUUUGCCGCCUGUGUGUAUGACCUAUGUGCCUGUGGCCCUGGCUCCUCAGCCGAUGCCUGCCUCUGUGAUGCCCUGGAAGCCUAUGCCAGUCACUGUCGCCAGGCAGGAGUGACGCCUGCCUGGCGGGGGCCCACGCUCUGUGCGGUGGGCUGUCCCCUGGAUCGUGGCUUUGUGUUUGAUGAGUGUGGCCCGCCCUGUCCCCGCACCUGCUUCAACCUGCACGUCCCCCUGGGGGAGCUGGCUGCCCACUGUGUGAGGCCCUGCGUUCCCGGCUGCCAGUGCCCCGCAGGCCUGGUGGAGCAUGAGGCCCACUGUAUCCCACCCGAGGCCUGCCCUCCAGUCCUGAUCACUGGGGACCAGCCACUCAGCGCUCUGCCCAGCCCCAGCCGGGAACCAUAG
Messenger RNA from Propithecus coquereli (Coquerel's sifaka), 4524 nucleotides. RefSeq names its product kielin/chordin-like protein (gene KCP). The record is from RefSeq and is a predicted model, not a curated record. NCBI's taxonomy places the organism in Eukaryota, Metazoa, Chordata, Mammalia, Primates, Indriidae. Gene Ontology annotation, molecular function: protein binding. Bases 1 to 4524 code for a protein of 1507 amino acids. The transcript is spliced from 36 exons.